CGGGAGGGGACUUGCAAGACACUCAGCAGCCACGCCGUCCCCGAUCUCAUCAGUUGCACCCCUCAGCUAAGCGCCCACCAUCUUGCCGCGGAGCCUGGCUAUUUAGUUCCAGUACCAGGACGAUCUGGGAACAGCAUCGCGACAUCGCGAGAUGAGGUGCGCAGGCUCGGCCAAUUCUCACCACAUGGGACAUUACCAUUGCCGAUUCGUGAUUCGCGGUAUAAAAGGUAUGGAGAAGUUAGCUCAUGACUAGUCUCGUCACCACCACAACCGUCUUUUCCUCGGAUCCCAGCCGAAGCUCGAGAUACUAUAACUCUUGCCCUUUCUGGAAAAAUACAUCCGAGCGCGUUCGCGUUCGUUCCUCUCUCUCUCUCUCUCGCGCGCGCGCAAGCUCUUAACCAUCGCAACUCGAGCUCCGGUUCUUAUCCUAUGUGCUACUUGCUCGUCCAAUUCCUCGAUCGCCGAUGCAUACAGAUUCCCGUCUUUAGUCUCCACCCAUCGAAAGGCAUGGAGCUACCUCGACGAGGAACUCUGCAACCUGCAUUGCCAUGCCGUUAACGAAUCAACGUAAUAUCAUCAUCAUCCCUGUCGCAAGCCAGGCCUUUUAGGAGUCAACGUCUUUUACGUCCCUGGUCCGUUCGUUAAGCCUUACAUACGCUGGCAACUCUCAAUAUUCACGCAUAUCUCCAGCUUCACUUCCUUGUACCUUUCCUUUGGACGACAUACCUACCGUCCGACCGAAAGCAAUUCUUUGUGCCGCCGCCUCGUCUUCAUCGCCCGGUCGUCAUCCUUGCUCCCCAGCACAGCAUGUCAGUGCGCGUUGACGGGAUCGUUUCCAGAGUAUACCGUACGGUGCGCGGUAUUUGAACACAGGCCGUGACGGCUGCCUUGAGACAUGGAUCCAAUGGAAGGAGGAGGCAAUCCAAGCGCAAGUGGGAGCCGUCCGGUCCUUCCUGCGACAUCGCCCGCUCCCUCCACAACGGCCGGAGGAAACCGUCCUGCCUCUGCUUCCGCUUCUCAGCCCACGCCCUCCACCUCUUCCUCCGGCCCGCCCACCGGUCCGCCCUCGGGGGGUCCGCCCACCAGCCAAACCGUCUCGAAACGCAAGCGAGGAUUGGGACUUGUCACUCCAACGGCUUGCACCGAGUGCCGCAAGAAGCGCGCAAAGUGCGACGGCGAGAAGCCUUGUGCUCGAUGUAAAUAUCAGAACACCGAAUGUGUCUACGAAGUCCCUGUCCGUCAGUCCAAGGACACACUGAGAAACGAGAUCGAACAGCUGAGGCGCGAGCAACGGAACAACGAGCAUGUGAUAAACGCCCUCAGGCGCACGGAUAAAUGGGACGGGGUUUUACAGCGCUUGCGCAACGGCCAGAGCAUCGAUAUGAUAUCCUCGUGGCUGGAGGGGACGCUUCCCUCGGGCGGUGGCACACUUCCUUCCAUCGAUCGACUAGUCGGGUCAGCUCCUGGUGCCUUUAAUUUCUCGGGCGACCCAGCUGGGUCUUAUGGCGGCGCUAUUCCAGGUUUGGCUCCCAUCAGCCGAUUUCCAGGUCAAGGGCUGCCAGGCCAGCACCCUACUACGGGUCCGCAUCAGCUGGCUGAGUUUCAACCAAGCCAGUACCAACUGGUACAAGGCCAUCCAGGUCAAUUUCCGCGGGCUAUCAGGCAUGAUCCCGAGCCUCAUAGUCUCUGGAAUGGCCAGUUCUCCUCUCAUUCUCAGACGGUGCGUGGCAACUCGCAGGCAAAGGCCAUGAGCUGGACUUCAGAAAAUGGGCAGCAAUCGCAGUCAAGAGCGGAAUCGUGGGCGGAAACUCGGGCUGGCGUCAACUCAGAAAACCAGAGAUUCCGCGGUCUUGACCAAGUACUUGCUACCGAGGCACUGCAUUCGCGGGCACCGCCUACUACAUGGACGACCAUCACUUCGGAUGACGGUCUUGUUCAACAUCUGCUGGCGCUGUACUUUUGCUGGGAGUACCCUACAUUUGCGUCUCUCAGCAAAGAACACUUCCUCAAGGACUUUAUGGACGGGCGACCUCGCUUUUGCUCGUCCCUAUUAGUGAAUGCGCUUCUGGCGUUGGGUUGCCGGUUUUCCAGCCAGCCUAGUACUCGCGCGAACCCGAACGACCCGUAUUCGUCGGGUGAUCACUUCUUCAAGGAAUGCCAGCGACUAUUUUAUCAAGAAGAAAACCAUCACACGCUAACUACCAUUCAAGCCUUGGGUAUAAUGUCCAUCAGAGAGGCAAGUUGUGGUCGUGAUUCUGAGAGUUGGUACUACGCCGGACAGAGUAUCCGACUGGCGAUAGAGAUGGGACUGCAUCGGGUUCAAGAUGACGGCAAGGAUUGUGACGAAAGUGCGGUUCAAGCAGCCACAUUCUGGGGUGCAUUUGCGCUCGACCAUGCUUGGUCGUUGGCCACCGGCUCGCUCCCCCAGUGCUCGUGCUUCCCACAGCUGCCUCCGAAGCCCGCUAUCAUCGAUGACAUUGAGGCCUCGCUCUGGAUACCCUACACAGACGAUGGCGCUCCUCUACACCAAUCGUGCGAACAACCGUCUAAUGUUCGAUCGGUGUACAAAUGCUUCUGUGAAUUAAGCGAGCUAGUUCACCAAUCAUUAUUCAUCCUUCACUCCCCUGGCCGGCCGCUUACGAGCAGAGAUCUGCUCAAGAUAUAUACACAGUAUCUGAACUGGUAUGAUAGGAUACCAGAGGUGUUGCGACUUGGCCAUAACUUCACUCCCGCUGUGUUGUUCGCGCACAUGUAUUACCAUUUUGCCAUUCUUCUCCUGUUCCGGCCGUUGAUCAAACUUCGCAUUGUUGGAUCGAGCAUUUCUCCGCGUGAUGUGUGUGUACAGGCAGCCGAUGCCAUAUUGGGGCUUGUGCGCUCGUACUCGCAAUUGUACACGUUAAGACGGACGCCAUCAUUUGUCCCUUACUUUGUGCUCACGUCCUCCAUCAUGCACCUGGCGAUUGGGGCCACGUCCUCAGCAACGCCCGACCCCGCUGGAGGCAUAGGUCAAGCGGAACCCAAUGACCAUGGCCAUCCGAGGUUUGAUCCUCGCGUUGGCGAAGCCAUAAGUCGAGGAAUUGCCGAUCUUACGGAGAUGGCACCAUGUCACCACUUCGCCGAACAAGCGCUCAAUAUACUCAAGUACCUGGCCAAGAAGUGGAAUAUUGAUGUGGACAUCAAGACGAUAGGUGGAGAGGACGGGCAGCAACGUGUCAGGGUCGACCGCUAUCAAACCACUCGACCGGUUACAAACAGCCUCAAUUUCUUCGUUCCCGAAGUUACCGAGGAAGACUUCAACUGCAAAUGGGGAGAGGGGGUAGAAUCAGGACACGGUUCAGCGACCAGAGUGGAAAUUCAGCCAGGAGAUGUUAAGCAUACGGCCAGCGCUACGGAAAAUCCCCUGUUCUGGCCGUUUCCGAUGCAAGGACGUCCGAUGCUGGCAACGGGCCCCGAACUGCUGAAGACUGGCUUUGAGCUUAUCUAGCGUGAUACAGAUCACCCACCGGCUGUGGAUAAGCCUAAAGACUGUUGGCCGAGUUGCUUGCCGGCAGUGAUGCGGGGAAUAUUGCUGAAGGGUAAUAAGCGGCUGGGGAAGAAUGCCUCGGAAUCCGGCCAGUCGAGCAAAGCAUUUGGCCAACCACCCGAUGGCGCACAUCACAGCGUUCCGGAGGCUGUAUUUUGUUUCAAGUGUUUCGUUUAUACUGCAGCCUAUCACGGAUCUUUUAUAGGCCAUAUUUUGGCAUGCACCGAGGAGCUCAAUAGGAAAGGGAGCAAGGGCGAGAAGAAGUGAGGCUCAGCGUUUGAGCGGCGAAGUCGGAAAGAUGUGAUGUAUCACGACUGCGAAGGAAGCAACGAUUUCUGGGGUGGUUGGAGCACGACACUUGCAUUAAAGACUAGAAGCUACCGAUGAGUGGUAGUUAUGUGGUGCAAUUGCAUAAGGGGGCAACAAAAGCAACAAAGGCGAGUGGAAUUCAUCGACUGUACAAAUUUGCGCCAUGUCAAAAGACGGGGAGUUUGAGGUUAGGGCAGGACAUUAUGGCUCUUGGGGCGUGCUAUAAGUCUGGGAGUGUGUUUUGUGUUACUGGGUUACCAUUCGAUACCCCUAUGUCGUCUGAGGCAUACGAACAAUCUCUUUUCAUUUCUGAAAGGAGGGAAAAUAAAGCGAAAUAAAAAUAACAAAGCAGUAGAUCAUCAUAGCUAGA
Messenger RNA from Neurospora crassa OR74A, 4202 nucleotides. It is a transcript of the gene vad-6, whose product is annotated as nitrate assimilation regulatory protein nirA. Gene Ontology annotation, biological process: regulation of DNA-templated transcription; DNA-templated transcription. The record is from RefSeq and is a predicted model, not a curated record. The transcript is spliced from 5 exons. NCBI's taxonomy places the organism in Eukaryota, Fungi, Ascomycota, Sordariomycetes, Sordariales, Sordariaceae. The coding region runs from base 896 to 3484 and encodes 862 amino acids. Gene Ontology annotation, molecular function: zinc ion binding; DNA-binding transcription factor activity, RNA polymerase II-specific; DNA binding.